AUGUCCUCCAACACUAACACCUUUGCGCCUACCUCUCAGGGUGGCACCAAUUCGCCCCCUCUGGAAGCAAGCGGUCAGCACCGCACCAUGGGCGUGUCCUCCAUCGAUGGAAGCGUAUCAAAGCCUGCCAUGGAUAUUGAUCAGAGGGCCGCCUAUUUCCAUGAGUCGGACAAGCAGCAAUCUGGGACGAUGGUAGAUGAAGAGCCGACACGUCCCGAGAAGAUCAAGACAGAUUGA
Coniophora puteana RWD-64-598 SS2 is the source of this 237-nucleotide messenger RNA. RefSeq lists its product as uncharacterized. The record is from RefSeq and is a predicted model, not a curated record. The transcript is spliced from 3 exons. Lineage: Eukaryota; Fungi; Basidiomycota; Agaricomycetes; Boletales; Coniophoraceae. The coding region runs from base 1 to 237 and encodes 78 amino acids.